CUCCGUUUUUUGUUUAUUAACUACGAUACGACUAUCUCCAUUCUCUCUCAACUCAACCACUACUAUAUUCCUCUCUGUCAACCCAGCUUUGCCACCGGCCAGUCCGCUCUCACCCUGUCACCCAGCCAUGAAAGCUCAAGUUUGGGGUUUUCUUCUUGACUUCCUUCUCUUUGUGCAAUGCUGCCAUGUUACCAAAGUAGAUGCUAGGAUACAAAGGAGGAGGAUGAUGGAAUCUGCAUCUGCUUUGCCGGAAACCAUCACACACUCUCCGCCGGAGGGGAACACCACAUUCCUCGGCGGCACGACUUGGUGCGUGGCCCGCGGCGGCGCGUCGCAGUUCGAUUUACAGGUGGCAUUGGACUGGGCUUGCAGUCAACUGGGACCGGUCGACUGCGGGGCAAUUCAACCAGGCGGCCCAUGCUUCGAGCCCAACACUCUGCUUUCCCAUGCCUCGUACGCUUUCAAUAGCUACUACCAACAGAAUGGGAACAAUGACGCGGCUUGCUACUUCGGUGGAGCUGCCACGCUCACCGGAAACAACCCCAGUUAUGAAACAUGCACUUAUGCAACCUCUGGUCACUACCAUGGGGACAUGAAGUCGUCGGAAGCGGCAAGGCCGCCAAUGCACAAGGAAAACAUAUUUUGGUGGAAAAUAGGUAGCAGUCUCCUUAUGCUUCUGUAUCUGAGAAGCUGAGCAUUUAAUUUAAUUGAGGUAUUUAUUACGGAAAGGACGGCAUAGCUAGAUAUGUGCUUUGAGCUAUGUAACAUUCUUUUCUUUCUAUUGCGUUUAAGAAUCUAUGCCUCUCCAUUUUUGUAACUAAGAAUUUAGGUACAAGAGAAUGCUUUUAAUCUUCGGAUGCCAAAGCAAUUCCUCCCUUUUUGCUUUUAUAUAUAUAUUGGGAAGUUACAUCUGCAGUAACUGAAAAAUACAUUAUGAAUACAAAAACCUUACUUUCUUC
Messenger RNA from Cuscuta europaea, 959 nucleotides. NCBI's taxonomy places the organism in Eukaryota, Viridiplantae, Streptophyta, Magnoliopsida, Solanales, Convolvulaceae. The record is from the annotation of a GenBank genome assembly.